Molecule: messenger RNA, 2219 nt
Organism: Cricetulus griseus (Chinese hamster)
Lineage: Eukaryota; Metazoa; Chordata; Mammalia; Rodentia; Cricetidae
Source: RefSeq, a predicted model, not a curated record
GCUGCAGCUGCAGUGAGAUGAUUCUAGCAGUGAUGACAGGAACAGCCCCCAAACAGAGACCCAGCAGCUAGCAGUGCCAGGGACAGGGAGGCAGUGAUAGACCAUGCCUUUCCACCCCUUCAGUCUUACCAUGAUACCUCCUGGAGGACUUGGGACUGAGUUAGGGAUGGUGUAACUCUGCAGGUGGUGGCUUCACGAUAUAGGAUGCUGUAGAACAAAGUGAUAGCAGCAAAGCUUUUGGGCUCCCCUGUUUCCUUCUGUCCUUUUUUUCCCUCCCCCCAUCCACUGUCUUCUGUUCUCCAGCCAAGGUCCCCUCCCUUGACUCCCCUUCUCCACAGCCCUGGGUCCUGUAGCAGGGCAGGGCCUCCCAGCAGCUUCCUUCCUUCCUUUCUUGGGACGGAAAUCCAGCUGGGUGUGGGGGGCGCCAGACAGGGGAGGGGGUUCAGUAACCACCCUGCUACCCAAAGUGAGUCAGCCCCUAUGUUCCCACCCAUCCCCAGGGAACCUGAGCCACAGUAGGAGGUAGAUAAGUGGGGUGGCAGUCUCUGCUGGCCCAAGAGCUCAGGCCGCUCCAGGCUGGUCACCUGCCACUUGCCAUUCCUAGCCCACCUCUCAUGGCUCGCUCCAGGAAUGCCAUGCUGCCUGCUUCUGCCCCAGGAGCUUCUCCACAGAACUGCCAUCGGGGGCUUGUUCAGGAUGUCAAUGGGCCGCCAAGAGAGCUGCGUCCCCGGCUCUGCCACUUGCGAAGGGGACCCCAGGGCUAUGGGUUCAACCUGCAUAGUGACAAGUCCCGGCCUGGUCAAUACAUCCGCUCUGUGGACCCAGGCUCACCUGCUUCCCACUCUGGCCUCCGUGCCCAGGACCGGCUCAUUGAGGUGAAUGGGCAGAAUGUGGAGGGGCUGCGCCAUGCCGAAGUUGUUGCCAGAAUCAAGGCACGGGAGGAUGAGGCCCGGUUGCUGGUGGUAGAUCCUGAGACGGAUGAACACUUCAAGCGGUUGCGGGUCAUACCCACUGAGGAACAUGUAGAAGGUCCACUGCCAUCACCAGUCACAAACGGGACCAGUCCUGCCCAGCUCAAUGGUGGCUCCAAGUGCUCAUCCCGAAGUGACCUGCCAGGCUCAGAGAAGGACAAUGAGGAUGGCAGUGCCUGGAAGCGAGACCCCUUCCAGGAGAGUGGCCUCCACCUGAGUCCCACAGCAGCUGAGGCCAAGGAGAAGGCUCGAGCUACUAGGGUCAACAAGCGGGCACCACAGAUGGACUGGAACCGGAAGCGAGAGAUCUUCAGCAACUUCUGAGCCCCUCUCUGCUUGUCCAGGGGCCCCAGGGUCUCUUCAAGCACAGACCUUGGACCUUUCCAGAGCUCCCCAAGCCUCAGCAGACUGGAGGGUGGUAUCAUGCCACCCAGAAAACAACCCAUGACCCCAUGAACCCUUGUCUUGUCCACUGGGUGCUGUGGCUGUCAUAGCAAGAUGUGGGAAGAGAGAAACCCAGAGAUGAGAGAGAGAGAGACAGAGACAGAAACAGAAACAGACAGAGAACCAGUGAGAGAGGGAGGAGCCUAUGAAUGGUGGUCUGCCAAGGGCCUUUGCUGUUCUGCCUCGGGCCUGCUGACUGAAAGGAAUUCAUGUUUUCGCUUUUUUUCCUAAAAGGUCUCCAGCUCCACAUAUGUUUCUAGUUAAUAGUGGAGCCCCCUCCCCCAGCCCCUCGGGACUCACUCUAAAUAAUUGCAAUAAAACAAACCUUUCUCUGCAAACCCUUUCUUAUCCACCCUGUCAGCAACACCAUCCUGAGCAGAGACCAGGGACUCCAGGGAACAGCCAGCCAGGAGCCUGCAAGGGCCAGCUGUGCUUGUAGGAGCUAAUACUGUCCCAUCCCGAGUGAGGGAAGGUCCCUAUGCCAGGCUUCUCUUCUCUGCCUCCCACAUGCUGGGUUCUGGAAUGCAAAGCCUAUGCUCUCUGAGGGGCCAGAGGAUGGUGGUUCCAUGAUUCUGGGAAGCCUUUGGACCAGCCCCUCAUGCUGCUCUGCAGCCCCUAAACCUGGAGACAGUGAGUUUGUGUGAGCUAUUCCCAGGUAUGAUCCUGGGCUCCUGGGCCUGGCCCCUGCCUUAUGCCCCUUCCUCAGUGCUCUCAAUGCCCAAACUCACUUAUUGGCACUGCAGUCUGCCUCAUAAGCCAUAGCGCACGCACGCGCACCCUCAAUUAAACAGGCCUUGCCUUGGA